Daucus carota subsp. sativus is the source of this 4626-nucleotide messenger RNA. Its product is annotated as pentatricopeptide repeat-containing protein At1g12300, mitochondrial. Gene Ontology annotation, molecular function: protein binding. The record is from RefSeq and is a predicted model, not a curated record. Lineage: Eukaryota; Viridiplantae; Streptophyta; Magnoliopsida; Apiales; Apiaceae. Bases 154 to 2826 code for a protein of 890 amino acids. The transcript has 4 exons.
AAACUUUCACUUGGCCCAGCCCACUAAAAAUGCCUCUGCUUCAUUUCAUUGUCAUUUCAAUUCAUUCUUUCCCUCCGUAAUAAAACCACCACUCCCUCCACCAACCGCCGUCGUUUCGCAACCACCGGUCGCCGGAAUAUUCACCGCUGCUCUAUGUCUGCUAUCGUGCGCCGCGCGCACUCUAUCAAUCAGGUUCUUCAUUUUAUUACGCAUCCUCAAUUUCUUUCACUACAAUACACACAUUAUACAUACACAUCAAUUAGGUAUAUAUCAGCUCAUUCAUCAUCAAUUGAUCAAACAUUUGAUGUGCUUUCGCAAUUUGCGCCUCUUAAGAACUCGUCGAAUGCUUUGAAUACGGUGAUUAACUCGAACGAAAGGCGAAAAAUCAUGUUAGGCUUAGCUAGAAUGAUUAAAAGUGAGGAAUGUGAGUUUUUGAAGUUGUUUUCGGUGAAUUUUUGUCCGUAUAUACUUGUAAAGAUAUUGAGGCUUUUAGGUGAUCGGGAGACCGGGUUUGCGUUUUUUAGGUUUUCGUUUUGUGAUGAUUUGGAGGAUAGUGUGUUUUCGUGUUGUUUAGCGUGUCAUGUUUUGGCGAGGGAGGGGAGUAGGUAUUUGGCGCAGGAUAUGAUCUCGUGGGUUAUGUUGAAAAUUGGAGGGAGUAGGUGUGGGGAAUUGGUUGAGUGUAUGUGGAGAGGGCAUUGGGAGUACGAGUCGGAUUUUUCAGUUCUUGAUUCGCUUAUGCGUGGUUUUUUGAAUGUGGGGAUGGCGGAGCAAGCGUUAAUGAUUGUAGGAAAGAUGAGGGAGGUUGGAUUGGUACCGAGUUUGUCUGCUAUGUCUAGUUUGUUUAGGUUGUUACUUAGAGUAGGGGGAUAUUGUAGUGUGUGGAAGUUAUUUAGGGAUAUGAUGAGGAAAGGUCCUCGGCCUUCAAAUUAUGUAUUUAAUACGAUGAUACUUGGGUUUUGUAGAAAAGGGUUUUUGAGUACGGGAGAAAGUUUGCUACAUGUUAUGAUAAAGUUUGGUUGUGAACCGGAUGCUGUUAGUUAUAACAUUGUGAUUAAUGCGUAUUGCAUUAGGUGUAGAAUUCCGGAGGCGUGGCAUUGGGUGGAUAUGAUGGUUAAAAGGCAAUGCUCCCCUAGUUUGGUUACAUUUAGUACAUUAAUUAAUGCCUUGUGCAAGGAGGGAAAUAUUGUGGAUGCAAGAAACCUUUUUGACGGAAUGCUAGAGAUUGGUCUUGUUCCCAAUACUACUAUAUACAAUGCGUUGAUGGAUGGUUAUGUCAAGGCUAGAAAAAUUCAUCAUGCCAUUGUGCUUUAUUUGGAUAUGAGAAACAAGGGUGUAGCUCCGGAUGGUGUGACCUUUAAUACUUUGGUUGGUGGUCACUACAAGUACGGGAAAAAAGAGGAUGCUGGCCGUUUGUUUAGGGAGUUUUCAGAAGCAGGGGUGGUUCCAGAUCAUUUUUCUACUGAUGUGUUGGUUGCAGGGCUAUGUUGGGCAGGAAGAUUACAUGAUGCCACUAAUUUCUUAAAGAACAUGCUUGAGAAGGGUUUACCUCUUAGCGUGGUAGCUUUCAAUUCAAUUAUCACUGCAUAUGGCAAAGCAGGUUUGGAGGACAAGGCUUUUGAAGUCUAUGGUAUAAUGUUAAAAUUUGGCAUCCCUCCUUCAUCUUCCACAUGUAGUUCUCUACUCAUUGGAUUUACAACAAUGGGUAGGUUAAAAGAAGCAGAAGAUAUUAUGGAUAAGAUGAUACAGAAUGACUUCCCUGUUAAUAAAGGUGCAUUCACUCUUCUCUUAGAUGGCUAUUUUAAAAGAGGGCACAUAGAGAGUGCUCAAAGUUUGUGGGAGGAGAUGGUUAGGAUAGAGGUGGCACCUGAUGCUGUAGCUUUUUCUGCCUAUAUCGAUGGACUGUCGAAAGCUGGUUAUAUUGAUGAGGCAUAUAAUGAGUUUCUAGAAAUGUCUAGGAGAGGGCUGAUACCUAAUAACUUUGCUUAUAACUCUUUGAUUGAUGGGUUCUGUAAAUGUGGUAGAUUAAAUGAGGCACUAACAUUGAUAAGACAGAUGAGGCAAAGAGGUCUUCUCCCUGAUAUAUUUUCUAUCAAUAUUAUAAUUAAUGGGUUUUGCAAGCAAGGAAGAAUGCAGUCUGCAGUUGGCACUUACAUGGAUAUGUACCGGUGGGGGUUAGAACCAGAUAUCGUUACUUAUAACACAUUGCUCAAUGGAUACUGCAAGGCAUUUGACUUGGUCAAUGCAGAUAAUCUUCUGGAUAAAUUGUACACUAGCAGGUGGGACCCUGAUAUUUUCACCUAUAAUAUACGAAUCCAUGGUUUCUGUAUUAGUAGACGAAUAAAUCAAGCUGUGAUGUUGUUAGAUGAACUUGUCACCUGUGGAGUAGUGCCAAAUACAGUAACAUACAACACUAUGAUGAAAGCUGUAUGUAAUGAUAUAAUCGACCGCGCCAUGAUCUUGAUUGCAAAACUGCUUAAGAUGGCCUUUGUACCGAACAUUGUUACGACAAACUUGUUAUUAUCUCAACUUCGUAAGCAAGGGCAACCAGUAAAGGCAUUGAUGUGGGGGGAGAAACUGAUGCAGGUUUGCAUUGAAUUUGAUGAUAUAACGUAUAAUAUACUGGAGAGAGCAUAUCGUGAUUCUCAAGAUGAUGCUGUGCUAUUAGAAGUGACGCCGGAAAAUAGUCUCUUGUUAGACGUUCUUAUGUACAUUACUUAUGAUUAUCUCUCUAGAAAUAGGCCUCAUAAUGAAUCAACUGACUAUUCUUUGAAAUUGAUCAACAACCAAUCUGUUGGAUCCGUAAAAAUGCUUGAAAUGACGAGCUAAAAGCUUCCAUUUCAUUUCGUAGAGCAGCAAUUUUUUGGUUGGUGAAUGUUGCCAGUACUAAAACUUGUAGUUGUACGAAAGAGCAGCCAGAGUAUUCAUGUUAUUCAGGUUUUCAUCUUUUGCUAUUCUGAAAAAUGCAUUCAUCUGAAUACCAGAGAUAAUGAUACAUCAAGUUCGUCCUUGGUACAAUCCGGCAUGCUUCGCUUAGGAACUCGGGGACAUAAAGCGAAAAGAAGUAAUAUAAUGGUUCAGAUGAGAAGUCAGAACAAAAGGUUGCCGACGUUGAAAAAGGGUGAAGAUAUUGUUCCCUUGGAAAGCAGAGUUUUCUUUCAUCUGCAGAUAUGGAUGAUGUAAGAUACCAGGCUGUACUGGCGAAUGCUGAAUUCUGCUUGAAUGAAUAAGUUUAGACAAAAUUGGGGAGCUCAUGAAUAGAUCUAAAGUCUUGAAAGCUGUGACUUCUAUAUAUCAUGGCUACUAAUUCUAUCAACCUUGCCAAAAAAGUCGAUCCAGCAGGACCUACCAGUUUCUGAUGGUGAAGGUAAUCAUGAGUGAGCAGCAAGGAUGGAGGCAAUUGCUCUAUUAGAACCUGUAGAAAAAAGCCUCUCAGGUACCUGCAAAUUCACAUGUGAAGAAUUACUAGGGCAAGCCAAUAAAAUUGUAGGCAAGAGGUAUAGAUUUUUCUGCUAUCUCUUCUGAAAAUGAAUAAUGUUAAUUCGUUUUUUCAAGGAAAAAAUAUUUUAUGUGUUUUUUGAAUUAUAUUUAGAGUAUAAACUUGUUUAAGUGCUUCCUUUAAAAUCAUUCCACACAUGGAAGGCAUUGAAGCAAAUCUUCCAUCCAUUUCUUUUCUCUUCUCUUCUUUGAACAAGAAUUGCUAUCAUCUCAUUUUCGGGAAGAAGAUUUGGCGAGGAUUUGUAUUAAUUCUUCCAUUAUUUUCUCUUCGCUUCCCUAUUUUAGAACUUGUAAAUGCAAUGAGAGAUCUUCCUUCAUCCUCCCUUUCUUCUUUCCAAACAUUAAUUUAGGAAUACUACAUAAAUUAUCAUUUUUCCUGAACCUGAUCGGAGAUUUUGAGCUACAGAAGAUUAAGGAUUCUGAAUAGUGAAAAUUACCCUGACAGAUUGCUGGGCGUCACAAACAAUUGGGUUCUGAAAUUUCUGAUUCCAGAUUUAUUCCAAUUUUGUUAAAUGUUUGUGAAAAAUUUGAUGUUCAUGAUUUUAUUAUAUUUUGUCAAAGGUUAAUUUGGUAAAACAGAGAAGGCGUCUGAAGUCCGAAUUGUUUGUGUAAGAUGCAAAGUCUUGUGCUUUGCAGGCACAUGAUCAGAGAAGGCUUAUGACUUCUAUAUAUGCAUUAGCUUAGUGACUCUAAAAAUGAUGGAAGAAACAGGUGAAGAACAAUAGACACUCGGAUUUUAAUUCUACCAACACCAGUAAGGGAAAAAAUGAUUGCUCUACUUGUAGACAUUGUGGAAGAAGAGGUCAAGUUAAUCUUUGUUUGUUCGAAAAAGCUUGACCUGUAAUGUUAUAGAUGUCAGAAAAUGGGACGACAUCAAAAAUUCGCAAGACCAAAAAUGAAAAUAUUGUGACACAAGUAAAGUUUGAGCAAAAGAAUGUUGUCAACUUGAGAAGGAAGAGGAGCAACUCUUUAUAGCUUGUUGCCAGGCCCGGCCCAGAGGGAGGGCAAAGAGGGCGACCGUCCAGGAUCCAUACCUUCAAAGGGGCCCAAAAUUCAGAUAUCUUAAUAAUAUAUGUUCAUGUAUUUUAUAUAAAAAUCAAAAUUGUUAUAAAUGUGUCCUUUUACUUGUCU